Trichoderma aggressivum f. europaeum is the source of this 1452-nucleotide messenger RNA. RefSeq lists its product as uncharacterized. Bases 1 to 1452 code for a protein of 483 amino acids. The transcript is spliced from 3 exons. The record is from RefSeq and is a predicted model, not a curated record. NCBI's taxonomy places the organism in Eukaryota, Fungi, Ascomycota, Sordariomycetes, Hypocreales, Hypocreaceae. Gene Ontology annotation, biological process: peptidyl-serine phosphorylation; peptidyl-threonine phosphorylation. Gene Ontology annotation, molecular function: ATP binding; protein serine/threonine kinase activity.
AUGGAGGCUUAUGUGAUGAGUCCAUACGAUGAAAAGCUUUUUAUACCGCAUCAGAAGCUAAAAGAAAUUUGUAAUUACCAAGCAGUUGUGGAAACUUUAACUCUAGCAUUCCCAGAGAAAGAUGCCAAUUUUCACAAAGACCUCGCAUCGGCAAUAUGUCAGGGGCGAGAUUGUAUUCUCCCAGCUGACGUUUCCAAAGCCCCACCACAUACCGCCAUCGAUGCCCUCAACGAAUCUAGAAAGCCCACAAUACCGAAUGAAUCUACCCUAACUGGGCAGGCCGUCACCAAGAACGGCACUGUCGUCCCGUGUGAAAGUUCACCGUCAUACUACAGAAUCUUUGCCAUUCUUGUUCUUAUAGGUCAAGUUAGGCUUAUAGAAACAUUCCAGGAUCACUCACUCACCGAUGAAGAUCUCCCGUUGUCUAGUACGCCCCCCUUCGAUACUCUGUCGUCGCCUAUGAGGCGUGUGCAAAUACCUUGCGGGUCCGGGGACCGCCAUUGGAUCGAAACGUUCUUUUCGAAACAAUGGUCCGUCCUGGCACCGUAUUUCGAGCGUAAUACGACUGGGAAUCGACGGUGUAACGAGUAUGAAAUCCACCAGGAUAAGAUAUUACCCAUCGAAGAAGUCUCUGAGAAACACGAUGGUGGAUUUGGAGUUGUUAAAAAGAUUAAGAUACAUCGCGAGCAUCAUAACUUUAAUCAUGAAUACUUCGCUUUAAAAACCAUGAGCCAGGAAAAGCCCGAAUCAAAAGAUGAAGCCUUCCGGCUGGAGCUACAGGCCUUGCUGAAGAUUGAUCCCGAUCGUCACAUCAUAGAGAUCUGUGCCGCUUUCAAAAUGGGAGACAGUCGCUGCUUUCUUUUCCCCUGGGCAAAUGGGGGGAGCCUUGAUGAGUUAUGGAUAAAAAGCCCAUCCGAUAUUAUUGAAUCUGCAAAGAUACAAUGGUCUCAGUUUGUACGGUGGAUUUGCAUACAAUGUCACGGCAUCAUCAAGGGUCUUAUGACCAUCCAUGAGCUGCGUAGUGGCAACGAGAUGCUCUUCGGAAUUCACAACGACAUUAAGCCAGACAAUAUUUUAUACUUUUCUCAAGACGGCCCACCAUUAGGAACGCUUAAAAUAUCAGACUUAGGCCUCAUGAAGUUUCACAAACACGACUCUCGGACUAGGAAGUCUCCAUCUAUGGGUAUGGCUUACCAACCUUACAGAUCACCUGAGCACGACACAAGUGAGAUCAGAUCUAGGAAGAUUGAUAUAUGGGCAUUUGGUUGCCUCUUUGCCGAAUUUAUGACAUGGGUGAUUCGUGGUGGUAAUGGAGUCGAAGCAUUCAAAAGGCAGCGGAUUAAGGGAAGUGAUCCAGAGCUUUGGGAGGAUACCUUUUUUAUCUUGAAGUCAUCCCUUUUCGGAUCUAAAAAGCCAACACUAAAGAGAUCAGUUAAAGCGGUCCGGACAUGA